AUGCCAGUCUGCACACACCGUGGUUGCGAAAAGACCUACGAUGAGGCAACCAACUCGGAUACUGCUUGCCAGUUCCAUCCUCAGGGGCCCAUCUUCCAUGAAGGUCUUAAAGGCUGGUCAUGUUGCUCAAAGAGAGUCGUUUCGUUUGAUCAGUUUCUCGCCAUCCCCGGCUGCUCAUUCGGACGACACACAGAUGCACCACGCGAGGAGUUCCCUGCUGCAUCUCCAAGCGAGAAAGUUGAGGUUACCGAUUCAACUACGCCAGCACCAGUGUCUGUAAAUAAGGAUGGAACAGAAGUUUAUGGCUCGUCAGCAGCAGCACCAGCAGCCCCUGCUCCCCUCGUUGCCCCUGCUGCCUCCACAACAGCAUCAGCAGCAGCGCCUUCAGCACCAACACCAGAGCCCAUCGUAGAAGAAGAAGAUGAUCUGUCAAUUCCUGUGGCUGUUGGAAAGACUUGCAUGCGCCGUGGAUGCGGUCAGACUUAUGUUUCGGAAGAAGAGUCUCGUGGUGAUAAAGUCAAGUGUCAGUAUCAUCCUGGAACGCCCGUUUUCCAUGAAGGAUCCAAGGGCUGGAGCUGCUGUUCCCGUAAGGUGCUGGAGUUUGAUGAAUUUUUGAAGCUUAAAGGGUGCACCACCACAAACCAGCAUUUGUUUGUUGGUGCAAAGAAGGAGAAGGUUGAAGAAUUGGUUCAGUGCCGUCAUGACUGGUACCAAACACAGACGCAUGUUAACUUGUCUAUCUUUGCAAAGAAGGUCGAUCCAAAGACCGCCGUCAUAGAAUUCAAGGAGCGUGAGGUCAACAUUGAUUUGAAAAUGCCAGAUGAAAAGCGUUUCAAGCUCAACCUACCACUUUUUCAGCCAAUUGAUCCUUCUGGAAGCUCGUUUGAGGUUCUUGGUACCAAGGUCGAAAUCACGAUGAAGAAAGGCAAUGGCAUUUCGUGGGCAACAUUAGAGCCAAGUGAAGGCGCCAAGUGCUGGACAACUUUUGGAACCACUGGUGGUGCUGGUACUGUUGGUAGUAAGGUCAUGCAUCUUGCCACAGAUUCACCACUCUAUGCCCAGAAGUAG
Lobosporangium transversale is the source of this 1068-nucleotide messenger RNA. RefSeq lists its product as hypothetical. Lineage: Eukaryota; Fungi; Mortierellomycota; Mortierellomycetes; Mortierellales; Mortierellaceae. Bases 1 to 1068 code for a protein of 355 amino acids. The transcript has 4 exons. The record is from RefSeq and is a predicted model, not a curated record.